CUUCCAUUUUAAAAUCAAACACUCCCCUGCGUCAACCCCAAGCUUUUCUUCAUGCAAUUAAUAAACCCCCUUGCCUGAGCUGUGUCACUGACACACACACCUCCCUUAGUUCCCCCAAACACUUCAACACACAUGUCGAUCGCUAACGCCAACACGUCUCCGACUAUGUCCGGCGUCUCAACGACGGUCGACAACACCAGCACCCCUGCAGACAGGGCUCGGUGGGUGGCAAACCCACCAGACCCACCAGGGAUAUGUCGAGACCUCAUCGACUGGCUUCGCCAAACCAUGUUUCCCGAUCCCACCAAGCUUUUCCCACUCAAGAACAAGACUGGAACUGCGGUCCUGGGAAGGGUCUUGAAGGGUGUUUUCCCUAUCCUCUGUUGGGGGCAGAGCUAUAAUCUUGGAAAGUUUAAAAAUGAUGUCUUGGCUGGUUUGACACUUGCUAGCCUCUGCAUUCCUCAGAGUAUUGGUUACGCAAAUCUGGCUAAGCUUGAUCCUCAAUAUGGGCUUUAUACGAGCAUUGUGCCGCCGUUGGUUUAUGCAAUAUUGGGAAGUUCGAGGGAAAUAGCGAUCGGUCCGGUCGCUAUAAUAUCUAUGCUUUUGCCGACGAUGAUUCAGAAAAUUCAAGAUCCCGCCGCCGAUCCUUUUGCCUAUAGAAACCUUGUCUUCACCACCACUUUCUUCGCCGGAAUCUUUCAAGCCGCCUUUGGACUUUUCCGGUUGGGAUUUAUGGUGGAUUUUCUAUCACAAGCUGCCAUAGUUGGGUUCAUGGGUGGAGCUGCCAUUGUAAUUGGACUUCAACAACUCAAAGGAUUGCUUGGAAUCACUCACUUCACUAAUAAAACUGAUAUCAUCUCUGUUAUGGAAGCUGUUUUCGCAUCAUUCCAUCAUCUUAAUAAUGAUCAAUGGAAUCCCUUGAACUUCAUCAUUGGCUCUUCAUUCCUUUCCUUCAUCCUCAUCACCAAAUUAUUGGGGAAGAAGUACAAGAAAGUAUUCUGGUUACCAGCCAUGGCUCCAUUGGUGUCCGUAAUCCUAUCAACACUUUUGGUGUUCCUCACAAGAGCCGAUGAACAUGGCGUCAAGAUCGUCAAACGAGUCCCCCCUGGCCUUAACCCAAUCUCCACUCAAAACAUCCAAAUCCACACCCCUCAUAUCUCCCAAAUCCUCAAUGCUGCCCUCAUCGUCGCCGUCGUAGCUCUCACUGAGGCGAUUGCUGUGGGGAGAUCAUUGGCAUCCAUGAAAGGAUACAACAUUGAUGGGAACAAAGAAAUGGUUGCGUUAGGCUUCAUGAACCUAGCUGGAUCUCUUACUUCUUGCUAUACAGCAACAGGUUCUCUGUCACGUUCAGCCGUUAAUUUCAGUGCCGGUUGCGAGACGCCAGUUUCAAAUGUAGUGAUGGCGGUGACGGUGAUGAUAUCAUUGAAGAUGUUUACCAAGCUCCUCUACUUCACUCCCAACGCCAUCUUGGCUUCCAUUAUUCUCUCAGCUCUUCCUGGCCUCGUUGACAUUCACCAAGCUUACAAUAUAUGGAAGAUCGACAAGCUUGACUUCUUGGCCUGUCUCGCAGCUUUUUUUGGAGUUCUCUUUCUAUCUGUUGAAUUCGGCCUCCUCCUUUCGUUGGUGAUAUCAUUUGCAAAGAUAAUAGUAACCUCAAUCAAACCUGGGACAGAGAUAUUGGGUAAAAUCCCUGGAACCGAUACCUUUUGUGAUAUUCAUCAAUAUCCAAUGGCUCUCAACACUCCUGGAGUCCUCAUCGUUCGUGUUAAAUCUGGCUUACUUUGCUUUGCAAAUGCCAAUUUCGUAAAGGACAGGAUUUUGAGGUUCAUCAGCAGCCAAGAAGCAUCAGGAAAGGGAAUUACUCAAUUCCUAGUCAUUGAUCUCUCCAAUUUAAUGAACAUUGACACUUCAGGAAUUGCUUCUCUUGAAGAGCUGCAUAAAAAUUUGGCAACUAGUGGAAUAGAGAUGGCCAUAGCAAAUCCAAAAUGGCAAGUGAUUCACAAGCUAAAGGUAUCGAAUUUUGUUGCCAAACUCAAAGGGAGAGUUUUCUUAAGUGUUGGGGAAGCUGUGGAUGCAUGCCUUUCAGCUAAAAUGGGAGCUGCCAUCUAAACCACAAACCAAAAUCAUCAAAGUAUAAAUGAAUUUAAUUAAAACAAAUAAUGAAACUUUUCUUAAAUAUUACUACCAAAUUAUCAAAAUGUAAUAAAUAAAUUAUGCAAUUUUACCAAAUGCUACUUCCUAUAUACCUAUAGCUAUAUGUUUUGUUGUCUUUCUUUCUUUUAAUGUGUGGAUUAUAAUUGGUUUGAUCAUAUGUUUGUGUUAUAUAUUUGCUCUCUGUUGGACCAAACUGAUCAAAUAAAUUAGUGGUUCUCACUUAUUGAACCCUACUAUGUUGAUCUUUUCCUUUCGUAUUGUACAAUAUAACGAUGUGUUGUAAAAUAUGUAUAACAAUAAUUACUAUGAGAGGAAAAAAAAACCCAUGUAAUUUAGUUUGA
Cucumis sativus (cucumber) is the source of this 2495-nucleotide messenger RNA. RefSeq names its product low affinity sulfate transporter 3-like. NCBI's taxonomy places the organism in Eukaryota, Viridiplantae, Streptophyta, Magnoliopsida, Cucurbitales, Cucurbitaceae. Gene Ontology annotation, cellular component: membrane. Gene Ontology annotation, biological process: transmembrane transport. Gene Ontology annotation, molecular function: secondary active sulfate transmembrane transporter activity. The transcript is spliced from 11 exons. The record is from RefSeq and is a predicted model, not a curated record. The coding region runs from base 133 to 2109 and encodes 658 amino acids.